Messenger RNA from Phyllotreta striolata, 1173 nucleotides. NCBI's taxonomy places the organism in Eukaryota, Metazoa, Arthropoda, Insecta, Coleoptera, Chrysomelidae. The record is from the annotation of a GenBank genome assembly.
AUGUUAACUCCACUUAGGUUAACAGCAGUUUUACUUGCGCUUGUAGCGCAAGGUUCAAGCGAGUCUACAAAAUGUACAGUAACUGAGUUUUCUCAAGUCGAAAACGUAGUGAAAAAUUGCAAAGAUAUCGUUGUAUCAAACUUGGUGGUACCCGGUGGUGAAACUUUAGAAUUGUAUUUGAACAGUGGAACUACGUUAACUUUCGAGGGAAUCACGGUUUUCGAUCACAAGGAAUGGUCUGGUCCCUUAAUAAGAGUCAGAGGAAACAACAUAACUAUCCAAGGAGCUCCAGGUUCAUUGCUGAAUGGACAAGGAGAACUAUACUGGGAUCACAUGGGAGAUAAAGGUCCAAAAAAACCACAAUUCAUGAAAAUAGAAGCGUUCGAUGGAUCAGUAUUUAAGGAUAUUAAGAUCAUUAAUUGCCCUCAUCAUUGCAUCUACAUCGGCAAAUCCGAUCAAUUGACUAUAACCGGCUGGAUUAUAGAUAAUUCAUAUGGAGAUCAUGACAAUUUCACAGGACACAAUACGGACGGUUUCGAUGUAUCGGCAGCGACUAACCUCGUCAUAGAAAAGUCCACAGUAAUCAACCAAGACGAUUGCAUUGCCCUGCGUCACGGGGCCAACAUUCUUGUUAGGAACAUGUUCUGCUCUGGAGGGCACGGCAUCAGCCUGUCGACGGGCUUCAAUUACACGUUGUUUGAAGAAAACACUCUUUAUAACGUAACCGUCGAGGAUUCCGUUAUCGUAAGGUCGGACAAUGGAAUUCACGUGAAAACGCACGCGGACUCUUUCAAAGGAGAGAUCAAAAACGUUACGUACAGCAAUAUAUUUCUAUCGGGUAUACAUAACUACGGGAUAAACGUCCAACAGGACUACGUGAACGGUUCAGCAACCGGAAUACCCAACAAUAAUAUUCCGAUUAUCGAUUUGAACUUGAUAAAUAUCCAUGGAAAUGUCUUGGACGUCUACAAUAACUCUAUGCCUGUUUACAUUAAUUGCGGCAAAGAAGCUUGCGUCAAUUGGACCUGGUCUGGAGUCAACGUUUCCGGUGGAAGGGAAAAGAGUAAAUGCAAUAAUUACGAACCGAAUGGUUACAAGUGCUUGGACAACACGAACAAAAGCUCGCAGAGUCUUUAUGUAAAUAAAUUAAUGGUUAAACCACCUACUGCUUGA